Messenger RNA from Rhipicephalus sanguineus (brown dog tick), 537 nucleotides. RefSeq lists its product as uncharacterized. Lineage: Eukaryota; Metazoa; Arthropoda; Arachnida; Ixodida; Ixodidae. The record is from RefSeq and is a predicted model, not a curated record. The transcript has 2 exons. The coding region runs from base 60 to 380 and encodes 106 amino acids.
UCGUCUUCGUGCCGUCCAUUCUGGGCUGCUUGAUCUGCUGAAUACGAGGAUUCGAAGAUAUGGGCCAUCUCUUCGGCUACGGUCAACCCUCGGCAUCCACCAAUGCCUACAACGAUCGCGUCGGUCGUGCGGUCGAACCGCACGCUAGCUGGGUGGAACACGGACACCGGUGGCAGUCACCGCAACGGGGCCUGCGGCUGUUCUCGGCUCACUACUGCCAUGAGCUCGGGUCCUCAUCCGGGCCCGUGAUACGAGUCCUCGCACUCGCGACAAUGAAAUUCCUGCAGAGCUGCCUCGUGCAGGCCCGCGUCGUCUACCGGGACUACCCGAACUCCUUUCCAAGCGGAACUGUCGCGUGCAGACUGCUGUCCCGAUCCUAAGAAGGCGCCGAACCUGACAGCUCGCAGCGGCUGCACGACGUGCUUCUCGAGUUCGCCCCAGAUCAACCCGACGGCCGCGUGCCGGUCGCCCUGUCCGUGCGGACUAGUCAAGACCGCCAAUCUGACGUCUGGAUCCCCGUCAACGCGUUGCUUGCCG